Messenger RNA from Salvia miltiorrhiza (redroot sage), 1250 nucleotides. RefSeq lists its product as uncharacterized. The coding region runs from base 375 to 1010 and encodes 211 amino acids. NCBI's taxonomy places the organism in Eukaryota, Viridiplantae, Streptophyta, Magnoliopsida, Lamiales, Lamiaceae. The transcript has a single exon. The record is from RefSeq and is a predicted model, not a curated record.
CCACAACUAAUAAAGUGGGUUAAUUUUAAAAAGAUGAAAGAAUCUACAAAUUUUUUUAGUCUAUAUAUACCACUCACUUCCACUCCAAAACCAAAAGCCACAAAUAUUAAACAACCACCCUUUUUAUCACACUCACUACCCCAUUCCACUCUUCAACACUAAUACAUAUAUUCUCAAAUAUAUUCUCACCAGAAAAUCCUAUUUAUUUCCACACACUAUGCUCAUCGCAAUCCACUUCUGCUAUCUCCUCAAAUUCAUGCAUCUCCACUCUUAUUUCUAGUGAGAGAAAAUAGAGAGAGCAGCAUAGAAGAAACUACUAGAUCUCAAACUGUUGCACGCAAAAACAUCCAAAUAAUUAAUCGAAAAUAAAAAUUAUGGAUUCAUUCAAAUUUCACGACGUAAGAGUGGAGAAAGCGAACGCGGUGGCGAAAUACCGCAGGGUUCAGCGGAUCACGAGCCUUUUCCGAUUCGUGGAGCUCUUCGUUUUUUUGAUCGUCGUUUCGCGAUUUUCCGCUCAGUUCGCGGUUUUUCUGAAGCUCUCCGGCGAGUAUUUCCGCGGAAUCUCCGUCGUCGCGCUGAUUAGCCCUAGAUCCGUCUUCGUCGUCGGAAACGCGAUCGUGAUCGCGCUCUUCCUGAUAUCGCGGCGGUUCUCCGGCGAGAGGAGCACUGAUUUCUACGACGAGUACGUGGAGAAAUGCCGGAAUAACAACGUCAAUCAGCAGCAGACGUGGAUCAGAGCGGUGGAGAAAGUAGCGUCGGAAGCUCGCGACGAGGGGAAGGCGAUCAGCAGGACUCGAUCGGCGAAUCUCGAGCGGCCGGUGCGAGAGGAGGAGGAGGAGGAGCGCCGCCGCGACUUGAGGCGGUGCAUGAGUGAGAAGUGUCGGAAGAGGGCGGAGGAGGAGAUGAGCAGCGAAGAAUUCCGGCAGACGGUGGAGGCGUUCAUCGCGCGGCAGCAGAGGUUUUUGAGGGAAGAAGAAGGGGUUUCAGCUGUGGUUUCAUUUCAAGCUUGAAUUGAACCCGCGCUUCUUCCUAUCUCCUCUCCCCCUCUUUUUUUUAAUUAAUAUUUUCUAGAUUUUGAUAAACCUUUUCUAAAGGUUUUUUUUUUUUUUUUUGAGUUCCUGAUGGUACAUAGUUAGAGAAUGAUAAAAUUGAAUGACUGUAUCAUUCCUGCGCUACGUAUAUAACAUGUAUAUAUCGGAACUUUGAAGCCUUAAUUUUCUUGCUAAUAUGUAUAUUUAUUUUUCUAAUUA